AACAACACCAGCAGCUGAACAGAGGAAAAGAUUUCUCCGGCCAGCGUAGGCACAUCGGAGGAGAGAGAGGAGCGGCGCAACGCAGUUAGUUAACCCCCAGCGCAGUAGCAGAAGCAUGUCGUGCUGCCUUCGCCGUGCUGCGGUGCCGGUGAAGCGUGUGUGGCUCGGCCUCCGCUGGCGUCUCCGGCGCCGGCGCAGCGGCCUGGGCGAGCUUACGAGGGAGGUGCGGACGUGCGAGUACGACGACGUGCACGUCAUGUGGGGGCUGCUCAGCGGCAUGGACGGCAGCGCGCCGCGCAAGUACGUCUACGUACCGGUACCGGUACCGGAAGACUCGGGCGCCUUGGCCGCCGCCGCGGCCUCCACCGGGGCGAAACGGCGGAGAAAAAGGAGGGCCGACGCCGAGUCGGCCGCGUGGAGCCGCCUCUUCUCCUCCUGCUGCGCCUUCUGAUCAGAAUCCGAGCUGCUGCCUCGCCAGGUGUCCGGAUUUUUGAAAGAGUAAGUACGGACGAACUAGGAAAAUAUCUUCUAUGGAGUAUAAUCCUCUCUAGCUCUUGGUUCCCGAUCGAUUGCAGCGAUGAAGCAGCGAUCGUGGAGAGACAGACAGAGUGAGAGUGAUGAGCCAGCCAGCUCUAGUUUGAUUUGAGUGUACGUAUGCUGUAUUGAGAGUUGUAAAUACAGGCUGCUCUGCUUCCAUCUCGAUGUAAACCGAUCCAUGUCAAAUUAACAUGAUCACCUACCGGGGACAAUUUUGAUCAUGGCUA
This is a messenger RNA of Lolium rigidum, 764 nucleotides long. RefSeq lists its product as uncharacterized. Lineage: Eukaryota; Viridiplantae; Streptophyta; Magnoliopsida; Poales; Poaceae. The record is from RefSeq and is a predicted model, not a curated record. The coding region runs from base 116 to 451 and encodes 111 amino acids. The transcript has a single exon.